AUGCAACGGUGGGUGAGUCUCUCGGGCUUCUCUUUCUUCCUCCUUAUCCUCUCCAUUGCAAGUCAUUCCGCCGAAGCUGGAUGCUCCUGUACCUCCAAAACCUGCUCUUGUUCUGGGGACGAUGCCAGUGAUCUUAGUGGACUUCUAGUUGAAGACAUUUGUACCGAAGGUGGCACAUUCACUAGAUUGGUCCUCCAAGACGUCCCUAACCUCAUCAACCUUCAGCAAGGAUUUACUGCCUUGAGAGAGAGUAGGUGUGAUGGUCUGAAACAGCUGGAGGUUCUAGAACUACACCAAACUGGGAUCCAGAACCUUUCAUCUAAUCUAUUCCAAGGUCUUCCGGUCCUGAAAUCACUCGACUUAUCCAACAACUCGUAUCUCAAGUCAUACCGUGAUGGGUCCUUUACAAAGAUUGGCAACACGUUAAUUGAACUUGUCGCCACGGAUAAUCGGGUGCAUUCACUGACGAAAGGCGUCUUUGCGGACUUGAAAAACCUUCAGCGCCUGAUCCUUGCUCGAAAUAAGAUUGGUUAUAUCGAAGAGGGCGUCUUUUCAUCCGGAUGCUGUGGACAUCUCAAAGAACUCUCCCUCGAAGGCAACAUUCUUACCGAUUUGGAAGACGCAACUUUUGUGGGUUUGAGGAACCUGCAAAAACUGGAUCUCCGUGGAAAUCCGCUUCAGCGACUGUCACCGCGUCUUUUCAGCCCCUUUGCGAGUAGUUUAACCCAUCUUUGGAUGAGUCAUGAUGAUUCAGCUACUUUUGGUGGAUUUGACACGCUUCCAAACGCUUUGUUCACAAAGAUGGCUAUGUUGGAAGAGCUUUCAAUGGUAGAACUGAAGAUCACCAAUCUUACGGCAGACUCGUUCACAGGGUUGACGAAUCUCAAAAAGCUAUCUCUUCGUGGUAACCGUCUAACAGUUCUUCCUAAAGGUUGUUUUACCUCCUUACCACAGUUGGAAGAGCUUGAUUUGUCCGCAAAUGGGAUGGUUUGUAUUCCAGACAACUCAGAAGACCACUAUGUUAAGUUGCGUUCCUUAGAUCUUUCUUUGAAUGGUCUGACUCAUCUUACUAGGCGAACUUUUUCCAUGCUUGCUUCAUCCCAUCCAACUCCAGGAUUCCCCAGACUUCUCGUCAAUAUUUCCUCAAAUCCAAUCCGGCGCAUUGAACCAGAUGCCUUUUGCAGUUUUAACGGACCGGUGAAGCUCAUCUUAGCGCCAGAAGGAGCCAAAGCUCCUUCCUGGGCUGUCAUGGACGGAUGGCCAGAUAAUCCAUUUGCUUUGGUCGGAAACGGCAGCGUUAUUCAGGGACUUGACCGUUCCGGUGUCGUCGAAGGUCGUCCAGAUGCUGCUGCUCUCUGCGGUCCUGAAGGUCACCUCUUCCGAGCUAAAAUCCUAACCUCAAGCCUUUAUAAGAACUCGAAGUACACCGACAAGGACAUAGAAAACUCUCUGAACUCCGAGUGUCCCUGGCUUCUCCCCGAUGAGUUGUCUCCUUGGCAGUUGUCAAAACUGGGAGUUCCGGGGCUUCCUAGAGUUCCAGGAGGAAGUGAUGGGUCCUAUGCUCUGGAAGAGGGUUCAAGGAUCUACCUCCUGAUAAUCGUUGCGGUUUGCAUAACCUUCCUUCUAGCAGCACUCACAGUCAUUAUGUGCUAUCGUGCGUGGUCCAGACGUGCCACGCAAAAAGUAGUAGGUGCCGCAGAGGCCAACGUUGGCAAUGUUGGAGGUUCUAGGAGCAUGGAACCCUUGACAACCAUAGGGGAGGUCUCAGAGAAGCAGGAUUUGCUGGAAAUAAUGCGAAAUGGCAAAGUAGCGACGACGCCGGAAGCAGAGGGUCAUGAAGCAAGUCCGGAGCGAUGCACCUCCAGAGGCGGUCGUCGAAAUUCUGAGCCGAAAGGCGAGGAAAUGGAAGCAAUGACAGCGUUUGGAGUGCUCUAG
Echinococcus granulosus is the source of this 1935-nucleotide messenger RNA. RefSeq names its product Platelet glycoprotein V. The transcript has a single exon. Gene Ontology annotation, molecular function: protein binding. NCBI's taxonomy places the organism in Eukaryota, Metazoa, Platyhelminthes, Cestoda, Cyclophyllidea, Taeniidae. The coding region runs from base 1 to 1935 and encodes 644 amino acids. The record is from RefSeq and is a predicted model, not a curated record.